CUCUCCGAUUUCUCAAACUAAAACCCCCAUUUCUCUAUGCUUUUUCUUCUUCCUCUGUAAUCGCCAAGUUCCUCUGAAAUGGCUGGAAAGUCAAGCAAAGGAAGGAGCAGAAGAGGUUCGCAUAAUAAUAAUACCAAGAACAAUAACAAUGGUUCAGAACACAUUCCAGCAAAAGCAAAGGACAAUAAAGAAGAGGUAAAAGUGGUUGAAGCAGCUGAUGAAACGCCAAAUGCAGAGACAGAACAAAAACAAGGUGAUCUUCUCCUUUACUCUGUCUCUGUUAAAACGCAAACUGGGGACAAGCUCGACCUAAAGUUGAGCCCUGGAGACACUGUAAUGGAAGUAAGACAGCUCCUUCUUGAUACUCCGGACACGUGUUAUAUCACGUGCUAUCAUUUGUUCUUACACACAAAGGAUGGAUCCUCUCAUCACCUGGAAGAUUACAGCACAAUUUCAGAUGUAGCUGACAUUACCACUGGUGGUUGUUCCUUGGAAAUGGUUCCUGCAUUGUAUGAUGAUAGAACCAUGAGGGCUCAUGUUCAUCAUACGAGAGAGUUGCUUUCCCUUUCGGACCUUCAUGCUUCCUUGUCCACCUCACUUGCCCCGCCGAAUGAGGUAGCACAGAAUAAAGCUGCAAAUUCUGGAGAUACAUUGAAAACUGAGGUUCCGGAGCUUGAUGGACUUGGUUAUAUGGAUGAUGUCUCUGAUUCAUUGGGUAAUUUGCUAGCGUCCCCGCUGAAAGAGGUUAAGUGCAUGGAGAGCAUAGUGUUUUCGUCUUUUAAUCCUCCUCCAAGCUAUAGAAGGCUUGUUGGAGAUUUGCUUUAUUUAGAUGUGAUAACUCUGGAGGGUAAUAAACUUUGUAUAACGGGAAGUACAAGGAUGUUUUAUGUCAACUCCAGCACGGAAAAUACUUUUGACUCGAGGCCAAGCAAAGCUACUUUUGAAGCAACAACUCUUGUUUCUCUCUUACAAAUGAUUAGCCCCAAGUUCAAAAAAGCUUUCCGGGAAAUUUUGGAGCAGAGAGCUGCUGCCCAUCCUUUUGAAAAUGUGCAGUCUGUGUUGUCACCUAAUUCAUGGCUUGGAUUAUACCCAGCUCCUGACCACAGAAGAGACUCUGCUAGGUCUGAGAAUUCCUUGACUCUUCUAUAUGGAAGUGAGCCAAUUGGAAUGCAAAGAGAUUGGAAUGAAGAGCUGCAAUCUUGUCGAGAAUUUCCUCAUACAAGUCCACAGGAGAGGAUUGUGCAGCAUAGGGCACUUUAUAAAGUGACAUCAGACUUUGUUGAUGCAGCUAUUAAUGGUGCUAUUGGAGUGAUUAGCGGCUGCAUUUCUCCAAUAAACCCAACCGACCCUGAAUGUUUUCACAUAUACGUGCACAACAAUAUAUUCUUUAGUUUUGCUGUUGAUGCUGACCUUAAGCAGCUGUCAAAGAAAACUACAGAUGCUAAUUCAAAAACAUGGAGCACAGGCACUCUGCACUGUUCUUCUGAAAAAUCUUCAGACUUACAUGUUCCCAAUGGGGGGGAAAAUAAUGAUAUUCCUCCUGAAGCACAUCUUGCUGAGAGUGAGCAGACCACAUAUGCUUCUGCAAAUAAUGAAUUGAAGGGCACAAAGGCUUACCAGGAAGUUGAUGUCCCAGGACUUUAUAAUCUUGCUAUGGCUAUAAUUGACUACAGGGGUCACAGAGUGGUAGCUCAGAGUGUCUUACCAGGCAUUCUUCAAGGGGACAAGAUGGACUCCGUCCUGUAUGGCUCUGUUGAUAAGGGAAAGAAAAUUUGCUGGAAUGAAGAUUUUCAUUCUAAGGUAUCCGAGGCUGCCAAACGCCUUCAUUUGAAGGAGCACUCAGUCAUGGAUGGAUCUGGAAACGUUUUCAAAUUAGCUGCACCAGUGGAAAGCAAGGGCAUUGUUGGCAGUGACGACAGGCAUUAUCUGCUAGAGUUGUUGAGGGUAACUCCCCGGGAUGCAAACUAUACUGAACCUGAUUCUCAAUUUUGUAUCUUAAGAGCAGAAUUAAUUGAUGCCUUCUGCCAGGCUGAAGCAGUUAAAUCAAAAUCCAAGGAGACUAAUUCUGAGGGGACAAAUAAAUUGGCAACUGAUUCUCAAAAUGUUGCUGAUGCUGACAAGCCGGCCGAAGCAGUUAAAUCAAAAUCCAAGGAGACUAAUUCUGAGGGGAAAAAUAACUUGGCAACUGAUUCUCAAAAUGUUGAUGAUGCUGACAAGCCUGAUUUGACAAAGGAAAAGAAAACGGAGGAUGCCAAAGAACUUUCUUCUGCAUCUGCAGAAGGCUCUGAUCAUUAUGAUGAAAUAGUGUUUAACCCAAAUGUUUUCACUGAAUUCAAACUAGCUGGGAGCCCAGAGGAAAUAGCUGCGGAUGAAAACAAUGUGAGAAAAGUUAGUCUAUAUCUUACUGAUGUUGUGAUUCCAAAGUUUAUACAAGAUCUAUGCACACUUGAGGUUUCACCUAUGGACGGUCAAACAUUAAUAGAAGCACUCCAUGCUCAUGGAAUUAAUGUUCGCUAUAUUGGCAAAGUGGCUGGUGGGACUAAACAUCUAUCUCAUCUGUGGGAUCUUUGUACUAAUGAGAUUGUUGUCAGAUCUUCCAAGCACAUUAUCAAGGAUGUAUUGAGAGACACUGCGGACCAUGAUCUUGCUCCGGCAAUAUCUCAUUUGUUGAACUGCUUAUUUGGAAGUUGUCAAGCUCCUGGUGCAAAAGUAAUUGCUAAUGGCACCCAGUCUGGAACUCCUAAAAAGUCUCCAGGUAAGCAUUCCAAAAGGCAAGCACGAUGGAAAGACAGGGCUUCUUUAAGAAAGAGUCAACCUUUGUAUAUUAAUAUUAACUCUGAAGCUCUUUGGUCUGACAUUCAAGAAUUUGCAAUGAUCAAAUACAAGUUUGAGUUGCCUGAGGAUGCAAGGUCACGUGUGAAGAAAAUUUCUGUUAUGCGUAAUUUGUGUCAGAAGGUUGGUAUAACCAUUGCAGCUCGUAAAUAUGAUCUUAAUUCUACAACACCCUUCCAAACAUCAGAUGUCUUGGAUCUCCGUCCAGUUGUCAAGCAUUCAGUUCCUGUUUGUUCAGAAGCCAGGGAACUUGUGGAAAUAGGGAAACUUCAAUUGGCUGAGGGCCUGCUCGGUGAAGCCUACACUUUAUUUUCAGAGGCAUUCUCAAUUCUACAACAGGUUACUGGUCCAAUGCAUCGGGAGGUUGCUAAUUGCUGUCGGUAUCUUGCCAUGGUUUUGUUUCACGCUGGAGACUUGGCUGGGGCUAUUACUCAACAACAUAAAGAGUUAAUUAUAAAUGAACGUUGUCUUGGUUUAGAUCAUCCCGACACUGCUCACAGUUAUGGCAAUAUGGCUCUGUUCUAUCAUGGACUUAACCAAACAGAACUUGCCCUUCGCUACAUGUCCCGUGCUUUGCAGCUAUUAAGUUUGUCAUCAGGCCCUGAUCAUCCUGAUGUUGCAGCGACUUUUAUAAAUGUUGCGAUGAUGUAUCAGGAUAUUGGAAAGAUGAACAUAGCUCUUCGUUAUCUGCAAGAAGCUUUAAAGAAGAACGAAAGGCUUCUUGGUGAGGAACAUAUUCAAACUGCCGUUUGUUAUCAUGCUCUUGCUAUUGCAUUUAACUGUAUGGGUGCUUUCAAGCUCUCUUACCAGCAUGAGAAGAAAACAUAUGAUAUACUUGUCAAACAACUCGGCGAAGAUGAUUCAAGGUCAAGAGACUCACAAAACUGGAUGAAAACAUUUAAGAAACGUGAACUACAGAUGAAUGCUCAAAAGCAAAAGGGUCAAGCUCUGAACGCAGCAUCUGCUCAGAAGGCUAUUGAUAUCUUGAAGGCACGUCCUGAUUUGAUACAUGCAUUUCAAGCUGCUGCAGCUGCUGGGGGAUCUGGAAGUUCAGGUGCAUCUGCAAACAAAUCCCUCAAUGCUGCAAUAAUUGGUGAGACUCUUCCCAGAGGAAGGGGAAUUGAUGAAAGGGCGGCACGUGCAGCUGCUGAUGUCAGGAAAAAGGCUGCAGCAAGGGGCCUCUUAGUACAUCCUCAUGGUGUCCCAGUGCAAACAUUGUCUCCCCUUACUCAGCUUCUCAAUAUUAUAAAUUCAGGUGUGACUCCAGAUGCUGCGGGCAAUGGGGAUGCAGAUGCAGUAGAAAAGGAAGACAAUGGCCUUCCUUCAAAUGAUCCAUCUGAUACCAAAGAAGAACAAUCAAUGCCUGUCCAAGAACAUGCUCCAGUUGGAUUGGGCAAAGGGUUGGCAUCAUUGGAUGCUAAGAAACAAAAAUCAAUACCAAAAGCUGGGGCCUGAAUUUUUCUCUGGCCAGUUGGCAACGGUGGAUUUAUUUAAGAUCAUAAAUUCUUUUUCAGAUGGUUAGAUUGAUCAGGUACUCUGCUCAGCUUUUGAAGAGUAUUGAGUAGCGGUUACAAAUAAUUUUUCUUUUUCUUUUUCUCCUCUUUCCCAAUAGGUUGGUGGAUGUUAAACAUCCCUAGUGAAUGCAAGAGAUUGUGAUACAAGUAUAGUUGUUUUUACAUCCAGCAAAUCACAGUUAAUCUCACAAUAAACUAUAUAUUGAGGAAUUUUGGGAUAAUAACUCGCAUUUUAAUAUAUUAUCCGUUAAGGAGUCUAACUGCGAGUUGAAUUGGGGCAAAUGCAGUGCAUAUUACAAUUUGUGUAAGUCUUUGCCGCAGCUUUUG
Molecule: messenger RNA, 4673 nt
Organism: Gastrolobium bilobum
Lineage: Eukaryota; Viridiplantae; Streptophyta; Magnoliopsida; Fabales; Fabaceae
Product: clustered mitochondria protein-like
Exons: 31
Coding region: 79-4287 (1402 amino acids)
Biological process (GO): organelle organization
Cellular component (GO): cytoplasm
Molecular function (GO): protein binding
Source: RefSeq, a predicted model, not a curated record